CCUCCUCCUCUUCUUUUCUUCUCCAUUGUGGGGAAAAUACAACAACAGCAACAACAACAAAACCAGACCUUUCCAUUGGCUCUUUAUCCGGGAGAGGAGGAGGAGGAAAAACGGGAGGACCUGGUCGAAUUCCUCACAGCUGCUCAAAUUUCCCUCAAACCGCCGUCGAGCAGCCACCCCGCUACUUCUCAAUCAAGCUCUCCGCCGAAACGAUGUUACAGGGUGUCGCUGUGUUCCUUCUGCUAGCUCUGGCGCUUUCUCGCGCAGAGGAGUCGCAGAGCAAGAGCAAAGUGUGCGCAAACGUCUUCUGCGGGGCAGGCCGGGAAUGCGCCGUCAAUGAGAAGGGGGAGCCCAGCUGCCUGUGCAUCGAGAGCUGCAAGGCCCACAAGAGGUCGGUGUGUGGCAGCAACGGGAAGACCUACAGGAACCACUGCGAACUGCACAGGGAUGCCUGUCUGAGUGGACUGAAGAUCCAAGUGGCCCACGACGGACACUGCCGUGAGAAAAAGAACGAACAGGCGGCCGCCAGCCCAGUGGUGUGUUACGCUGCAGACCGCAACGAGCUGAGGAGCCGCGUGAUCCAGUGGCUGCAAACUGAGGUUGUCCCAGAUGGCUGGUUUGUCAAGGGCUCCAACUUCUCUGACAUCCUGCUCAAAUACUUCAAGUCAUAUGACAGCGGCGAUUCCACGCUGGAUUCCUCCGAGCUGCUCAAGUUCAUCCAACACAACGAGUCGGUGGCGACCGAGAUGCAGUCCUAUGCCGACCAGGACAGCAACGAGCUGCUUCGGAGUCUCUGUGUCGAUGCCCUGAUUGAGCUGUCCGACGAGAACGCCGACUGGAAGUUGAGUUUUGACGAGUUCCUCAACUGCCUGAAGCCCGGAUUCAACCCGCCCGAGAAGAAAUGUGCCUUGGAGGAUGAAACUUUCGAGGACGGCGCAGAGACGCAGGUGGAGUGCAACCGCUGCGUGUGUGCAUGCGGCAACUGGGUGUGCACCGCCAUGACGUGCACUGACAAGACAACCGCUGCCGACGAGUCAACAGAUGGUGGCGCGGAGAUGAGGGAGGAAGAGUGGGAGCGCCGCGUGGCCGAGCUGAACAAACACCAGGAAACGGUGGAGAAAAUGAAAGCCAGCACAAAGGAGGCCUAAAUGAGGAUGCAGGAAAAAGAGAGGAUGCACACGACCAACCUUCCUCCAUACUUGACUUACCUUGCAGCCCGUCUGUUGUUACGACUUUUACAUGUUAUUAUAGUAAUUAUUAUACUUUUUUUUUUUUUUUUUUUUUUACAGUGUUAUUUUGACGUUGUUUUAUUCCAGGGACCAUCUUAUGAUUCCCUAGUGUUCAGUACUGUCAUAUUUGAUUGCAUUAACUACUAUUGUACACUUCUUACUACAUAUUUUUGCAAUUCAUUAGGGCAAAUUUUUGCAAUUUUACCAGCGUUGGCUUUAUGGUUACAAGUAUGGAAGUAAACGUCUGCUGCUGGGAUUUGAAUUUGAAAUGCCACAGAAAACGGGACAUUUUCAAUAUUUCUGUGUCACUUUUCGAUGUUAAUAAUGCAUCUGGCUAAGAUUUGUUGUCUGAAAUUCACCGUCUGUGCCACCAGGCAGGGUUACUUCAGGUCCGAACCAAAAAGCCAGCCCAUCCAGUUAUGCUUUCUAAGUAUGUGACGUCACGUGACUAAGAAAUCGCGAUUGGCUGGGUGUUCGGUUCUGACCUCAAGUAAAGCCGCCUGGUGGCACAGACGGUAAAUUUUAGACAGUGAAUUGUCGCCUGUUGAAUUCCUAACAUUGAAAAGUUACACUGAAAUACCUCUACAGGGAUUCCUCGGGUUAAGACGGUCACGACCUAAGACGUUUCGACUUUACAACCCCUGUUUCCUCCGUCCGCCAUUUUGUCUGGCUAAUGCUUGUCUGUAUUUGUGCGCCGGAAGUGUCUUAGCAUUUUCCCAAAGAAAAAAGAUCCGUCUUUUAGCGAUGCUUCCGCAGCCAAAAGAAAAUCCAUUACCAUGGAAACGAAGCUCAAGUUCAUAAAAAGAUUGGCAGGAGAGACACCAACACCGCCGAGGCUUCAGUCGGUCGACCGUAGUGACAAUUAUUAAAGGCAAAGCCCGUAUUUUAGCGCAUGUGAAGGGUUCCGUUUCUAUGUCGGAUACAAUGAUCGCAAAACAAGGUUUGUUUGAUACUUGUUGGGAUGGGGAGAAUUGAGGACCAGGUUCCUUGGCAAUAGCUAAGCACAGCCUCCCCUUCUUCUUCUCCAUCCACCUCUCAGCGGUAAUUCUAAGUACAUCAUUUGGUUUAUUUCAAUGUAUUUGUUUUUUAUACAAAGUAUUUUGACGUAAAUUCUGGACUUUAACGGCGGAAUCUGAAUUAAGUCGAAAUUUGAGUCAAGUCACUGGCAUAGGAGCGGAUCUCAGUCGUAGACCGAGGACUCCCCGUCUUGAAAAUGUGAUCACUUUACAUUUCAAAUUCAAAUCGCGGUGGCACAUAUUUACUUCCACGUGCAGGCGAGGCCGUCGGUGGGCUCACCUGCAAGUUAUACACCGUACUCGACCAAUGCCGUCAUUUUUUAUUUCUCUUACCUUUCUCGGUCCAUCCAACCAACCAACCUGAUUGGUUUUGCAUCUUAUUAGAUAUUCUGCGGCAAAAAAAAACAAAAAACUUGUAUGUACAGUUUUAGUUGUAGCUUAUCAUGUUCCCGCUCAGAUACACUGUAAGGGCAAAAGUAUUGGUAGACUACCACACAAAAUCUCCAUUUUUUUCUGGGUUCUCUUCAUCUAUGUCUCUUUUAUAGAUACAGUAGAUCGUUCGCAGACAGCCCGGAAUAUUAUCCACGUUUGCCUUUUUACACAGAACCCAAAUUUACUCGCGCUCCCUAUGUUGCUAUUCUGAAAAAAGUACCACUGACAUGGAAUAAAGGGGUACGAAGUCAAGUAUCUGUGGGCGUAUGGUAGCUGUGUGUAAGGGAAUGGCGAUAAAAUGGAGUCUCCCAUCCAAUUGUGUUGCAAGCAAUUUGGCGCUGUCACGCCUGAUUUCGGCGUCGUACCACAUCUACCGUAAUUAUCUGUCACGCAGUUGCGGCAAUAUCACGCCAGAUAAGUGCGAAACUUCACACCGCUGCCCCCGGCUUUCCGGCAUUCCCUCAUAAAACCGCAUCUGGCCAUAGUGUGGAAAGUGUGUGUGUGUGUGUGUGUUUGGGCCGUCUGAAACCAAAGAUGUGCUGAAGAAUUUUUGAAUUAUGUACACAAAUCUCCAGGCGACAAAUGACUCUGGACCCAGCAACAAAACUUUACCUUUUAAAAUCGUGCUUUAAGUCACUUGCCGUACGUGUGUUUGAGAGAGCGAGAGUGUGCGUCUGCUGUUAAUUGUGCUUUUCUUUUCCUUAUCUUGAUUAGUUAAAAACCGUGCGUCCAAAUUAGGACAAUAAAAGAAAACAGUGCCUUUGACUCGCAAACAGUGUUUUGACCACGGUGAGAGGUGGUUUUUGAUGAUGUCUGGUUGUUGGUAAGUGGCAUGAGACUCAUACAUAUAAAUAUGCCUUGUGACUGUAAGGAAUAUGUAUGAGAUCUAAUAAUAAAUCUUUGUACACAAGAUAA
Syngnathoides biaculeatus (alligator pipefish) is the source of this 3592-nucleotide messenger RNA. RefSeq names its product follistatin-related protein 1-like. The record is from RefSeq and is a predicted model, not a curated record. The transcript has 11 exons. Bases 213 to 1148 code for a protein of 311 amino acids. Gene Ontology annotation, biological process: cell differentiation; multicellular organism development; regulation of BMP signaling pathway. Gene Ontology annotation, molecular function: protein binding; calcium ion binding. Lineage: Eukaryota; Metazoa; Chordata; Actinopteri; Syngnathiformes; Syngnathidae.